Acanthoscelides obtectus is the source of this 618-nucleotide messenger RNA. NCBI's taxonomy places the organism in Eukaryota, Metazoa, Arthropoda, Insecta, Coleoptera, Chrysomelidae. The record is from the annotation of a GenBank genome assembly.
AUGAUGAAGAAGAGGCUCCAAGCUCAACAAAACAUAGAACUCCGUGAGGCGGUGGACGCACCGUGGGAAGCACUUCCAAGUAAGGCUUUAGGUGAUUCAUUUUAUAUGGACAUGAAACGAAUGAGUUUGACAGUAGCUGCUAAAAUAGAGACGAUUUCCAAUAACCUCACUUUUCCUAGUUCCUUCCUACCUAAAACACCUCCACUUCUCAGGAAGUUGGCAGCAUACGAGUUUGUGCCAGGUUUAAAACGAAAAUCUAAUGAUGAAGAAAAAGGCUUCGGUGCUAGGGUGGUAAAAAACCUACUAGAAGGUAUGGAAGCAAAACACCAUAUAGUGUAUUUUAACAACUUCUUCAACAGUGUACCACUGUUAGAAUAUCUGAAAUCGCAUGUGGAACAGUCAACCCUUGGUAUUAACAUUGAUCGUGCCGUAGCUGUUGAUGCUGGGAUACGCAUCGUACCUAAAAGCGAAGACGAGUAUCGGAAGAUGUUCCUCACCAUACAUUUCCUCUGCCAUCUGAGCGUAACAUCCACGCUGUUAUCGGAGGAAUCCCAGCAUCAACUGCUUAGCAGGAAAUCCAAGAGGAGCUCUUACUCUCCUCCAGAAUAUGCCAAGUAA